This is a messenger RNA of Brachypodium distachyon (stiff brome), 849 nucleotides long. RefSeq names its product 60S ribosomal protein L18a. Gene Ontology annotation, cellular component: cytosolic large ribosomal subunit; ribosome. The record is from RefSeq and is a predicted model, not a curated record. Gene Ontology annotation, molecular function: structural constituent of ribosome. NCBI's taxonomy places the organism in Eukaryota, Viridiplantae, Streptophyta, Magnoliopsida, Poales, Poaceae. The transcript has 4 exons. Gene Ontology annotation, biological process: translation. Bases 132 to 668 code for a protein of 178 amino acids.
UAAAUGUCGGCCCAUUAGGGUUUUCUCGCCCACAUAUAAAUAAACCUCCGCCUCCGACUCCUCCCCCGUCGGCCGCCAUCUCCUCCUUAGGUUUAGGUCUCCUCCGUCUCCGGUCUCCCGAGCUCGCGAAAAUGGUCGCCCACAGGUUCCACCAGUACCAGGUGGUGGGUCGCGCGCUGCCGACCCCCGGCGACGAGCAGCCCAAGAUCUACCGCAUGAAGCUCUGGGCCACCAACGAGGUCCGCGCCAAGUCCAAGUUCUGGUACUUCCUGAGGAAGCUGAAGAAGGUUAAGAAGAGCAAUGGCCAGAUGCUAGCCAUCAACGAGAUCUUUGAGAAGAACCCAACCACCAUCAAGAACUACGGCAUCUGGCUGCGUUACCAGAGCAGAACAGGCUACCACAACAUGUACAAGGAGUACCGUGACACGACCCUGAACGGUGCUGUGGAGCAGAUGUACACGGAGAUGGCCUCCCGUCACCGUGUGAGGUCCCCCUGCAUCCAGAUCAUCAAGACCGCGACUGUCCACUUCAGCCUCUGCAAGAGGGACAACACCAAGCAGUUCCACAACUCCAAGAUCAAGUUCCCGCUGGUCUACCAGAAGGUGAGGCCGCCCACCAGGAAGCUCAAGACCACCUACAAGGCGACCAGGCCGAACCUAUUCAUGUAAUCAGGGAAGCCCCAGCCUAUUGUUCUGUGUUUUAGCGCAUAAAAAAGAUUUUGACUAUGGAAGUUUUGGUGCACUAUGGUCUGUGGGUUAUGCAAUUUGAUGUUUUUGAGACGCCACUUUGAAUGAUGCUUUGCCAACCCUCUUGAUAUUAUUCUUAUUAGUAAUCAGCGUAUCAAACUUC